Arachis duranensis is the source of this 1015-nucleotide messenger RNA. Its product is annotated as NAD(P)H-quinone oxidoreductase subunit T, chloroplastic. Lineage: Eukaryota; Viridiplantae; Streptophyta; Magnoliopsida; Fabales; Fabaceae. The record is from RefSeq and is a predicted model, not a curated record. The transcript is spliced from 2 exons. The coding region runs from base 96 to 854 and encodes 252 amino acids.
AAGUAGAAUAAUUAUGCGCCACGUAAUUCUCUCAGCUUGCAAAACCAGACGAUUCAUUGUCAUCCCUUAUUCUCCCAUCCUAUAGAGUAUCAGCAAUGGCUUUCACUGCGACUCCUCAGAUUUUGUUACACAAUCCCAUAUUAGGAAGAGGAGCAAGGUGGUUGAGAGGGAGAGUAACACCAUCCACAAACACCGAUAAUAAUAAUAACAUUAGUUUGCAGGUGCGGGCUUCCAAGGGCCCUGGCAACAAAAGAAGAGCACCCCCUUCCCCUGGAGUGGACACAAGAAUCCACUGGCAAAAUGAAAAUGAAGGUUGGGUUGGAGGUAGUAACAAACAACAAUCCACCGCAGACAAUAAGAACCCUAAGAACCUCUUAGGAGAAUCAUUUGCUGAUUUGCUCAGCGCUUCCUCAGGUUCCCAUUACGAAUUCUUAGGAGUAUCGGCAGAUGCGGAUUUAGAAGAAAUCAAAACAGCUUACCGGAGAUUAUCAAAGGAGUACCAUCCAGACACAACUUCUCUGCCUCUCAAAUCUGCUUCAGAAAAAUUCAUGAAACUCAGGGAGAUCUACGAUGUUCUUAGCGACGAAGAGAGUCGAACGUUCUACGAUUGGACUCUGGCUCAAGAGGCUGCAAGCCGCCAAGCAGAAAAGAUAAAAAUGAGAUUAGAGGAUCCUUAUGAGCAACAACUCAGAAGCUAUGAAUCUGUUCCAGACAUGGUUGACCGUCUUGGUGGGAAGAAUAUGAAGCUUAGCGAUCAAGCUGUUUCUGCCCUCACUAUUGAUGUCUUCAUCAUUGUUUUUGCCAUUUGUUGCAUCAUUUAUGUAACAAUAUUCAAAGCACCAUAUUAUUAUUAGAUGCAUACAUAAUCACAGUAUUUUUAUAUUGUAAUUUGUAAUUGUUAUAAUGUAAUGCAGUAGAAUCAGAUAUAGGACUAUACAUCAUCGCCACAUUUAAGGCAAGGUUUCUCCAUUGUUAACUCUCUUUUAGCAAUGAUAACAUCGUAUAUUUCCUUGUA